AUGCCCAUAAGUGGCUUAAUCAUACAAAGAAUAUCAUCUCACGUCAUCACCGGUCAGGACACAGGGGUCCAAGGAAUGAAGUGGAGCUACUCGAGACUUGUGAAGCUUCAUCUAAGAAUAAGUCUAAGUGACCUCUCUGCAUUCUAUUGGCCAAAGCAAGACAAGCUCAGCCUAGACACCAGAAUAGGAGAUAACCGUGUACAACCGACAGAGCAAUGUGAAGAUGAAAUGAGUCGAUGCAGGCUAAUCCAUUCUAGAGAGAAACAAUAUAAAUGUAAUAUAUGUGACACAGUCUUUAAUCAAAAAUCAAAACUUGUAGCUCAUAGGAGAGUUCAUGCUAGAAAGAAUCCAUACAAAUAUAAUGAAUGUGACAAGAUUUUCCAUCUUAGUUCAAAUCUCACAAGGCAUCAAAGAAUUCAUAGUACAGAGAAACUUUACAGAUGUCAUCAAUGUAGCAAAGUCUUUAUCUUCAGUCAAAAUUCAUCCCUUGCACAUCAGAAAAAUUUCACUAGAGAGAAACCUUACAAGUGUAAUGAAUGUGGCAAAGCCUUUAGCUUAAAGUCAACACUUACUAACCAUCAGUUAAUUCAUAUGAAAGAGAAACCUUACAAAUGUGAUGAGUGUGAUAAGGUCUUCCCUCAGAUAUCAAAACUUGUAGAUCAUUGUAGAAUUCACACUAAAGAGAAACCAUACAAAUGUAAUGAAUGUGAUAAGGUUUUCAACCACAAAUCAUCCUUAACAAGGCAUCAAAGAAUUCAUACUGGAGAGAAACCUUACAAAUAUAAUGAAUGUGACAAGGUUUCUGGUCAUAAUUCACACCUUGCAAGACAUCAAAGAGUUCAUACUGUAGAGAGACCUUACAAAUGUAAUGAAUGUGACAGAGUCUUCCAUAUCAGUUCAUAUCUUAAGCUACAUCAGAGAAUUCAUACUGGAGAGAAAAAACCAUAGAAGUGUAAUGAGUGUGGCAAAGCCUUUUAUGUGAGGUCAGCAUUUAUUAGUCACCAGGUCAUUCAUACUGGAGAGAAGCCUUAUGAGUGUAAUGAGUGUGGCAAGGUCUUCGUUUACAAAUCAUUCCUUACAAGGCAUCAGAGAGUUCAUACUAGAGAAAAACCUUACAAGUGUAAUGAGUGUGGUAAAGCAUUUACUGUGUUUUCAAGCCUAAAUAGACAUCAACCAAGCUGUCAUCAGACUGGGGGUUCUGCCCAUCUGGGGCAGGGACCUGUCGCCUAUGGGCCAUCCUCUUUGCCUUGCACAGGUGGAAGCUCGUCCCUUCUUGCUCCCUCUGAGCUGGCUGCUUUCAGCACUGGAGCACAGGCAGCAUUCAGGGUGAUCGAUCGCAACUUCCUGCUCUUGUGA
Molecule: messenger RNA, 1356 nt
Organism: Tupaia belangeri chinensis (Chinese tree shrew)
Lineage: Eukaryota; Metazoa; Chordata; Mammalia; Scandentia; Tupaiidae
Product: zinc finger protein 415-like
Source: RefSeq, a predicted model, not a curated record